GUAACUACACCUAGGGCUGGUUGGCAACAACUGGACUGUGAAUGGUCAGGAAACUGCAGAGGGAAGUGAUGCAUCAGGGACUGAAUCAGGAUAGAUGGAAAGCUGAACUGACGGUGGCUCUGCAGACAGGGCGGAGUUAAGCAGUGCAGAGUUCAGCGGUGUCAUCACGGCAAACGCAAAAGCUGACGCUUACUAAAUUUGACAGUGGCUCAGAGGUACGACUCACGCUGGAGGAGAAAAGUCAAGAGCCAGCAAAGUACUUGCAAAAGAUACAGAAGAAAGAAUCAAUGUGGAGGCCAGUUGACUGCUGCACUGGAGAAGUACCUUAUUCUGCUACUCUGGAAGCUGAGGAUUUUGUUAAUCUGGAAAACCCAUCAAUCAUGAAUUCCUGUGACAUCUGUAACUCCAAUCAUACAUUGUCCCAGUAUUAUGAACACACAACAGUGAUGCAUCACACUGGCCUUAAUGCAGAAUCAGAGAGUGAACUGUCUUUUUACAUAGAUACAUUGAUUGAUCAAUUUGUUGAGGAGGGGACUUCAGAUGAUAACUUGACAUUUGAUGAUGACCUAUCAUUUGAGGACAGUGUAGAGCUAAACAUAGAGGAGGGAACAGGACUCAAAAACUCAACAAACACUGGAGAUAGUUUACUUUACAAAAAUGCACCAAUUUCUGUUGCAGAGAGCCUUCUACUCAUAAUGACAUUUGCAAACAGACACAAAAUAACAGGAAAAGCGCUAAGUGACUUGCUCACACUAAUCACUCUGCACUGCCCCUCUGACAUCCAGACCGAAUGUCUUCAGAAUUUACAGAAAUUCAAACAAUUUUUUGAUAACUCCUCUUCCUCUUCUCUACUUUUGCACAAAUAUUGCAGUGCAUGCCUUAUGUCUGUUGAGCGUACAGACACCCACUGUAAAUCCUGUGAAGCAAAUGUGUUGAUCGAGGGCUCAACUUCCUAUUUCAUUGAGGUUCCUAUUGAAGCACAGUUGAAGUCAUUGUUUGCUAAGGAAGGUUUUGAGGAAAAACUAAAGUUCAGGUUUAAUAGACAGAAAACGUGUCAUGACAGUAUCGAGGAAAUAUACGAUGGAGAAGUUUAUCAGAAAUUAACAACUUGCAAUGGGCCUCUCAGUGAUCCGAGAAACAUUUCUUUAACUUGGAACACAGAUGGCAUACCCAUUUUCAAGUCUUCAAAGUUUUCUGUUUGGCCUUUUUAUUGUGUCAUAAAUGAGUUAAGUUUUGUUCAACGCACAAAACGUGAAAACAUGAUAUUUGCAGGUCUUUGGUUUGGGGACUCAAAGCCAUCAAUGUUGACAUUCCUUGAACCACUGUGUGACACUUUGAACAAAAUUGAAAGAGAUGGAAUUUCUGUUCAGUUUGCAGGAGCUCAAGAACCUUUUAUAUGCAGAGUUUUUACCAUUGCUGGAACAUGUGAUUUACCAGCAAAAGCAUUAGUCCUUAAUUCUGUUCAGUUCAAUGGACAGUUUGGGUGUCUGAAGUGUGAACAGCCUGGUCAAACAGUAAAGACAGGAGAGAGAGGUCAUGUCCAUGCCUUUCUUUUUCAGGAGGCAGAUUCAAAAGGCCCCCCUCGUAGCCACAAGGGGUUUGUAGAUAAUGCUAAGUUGGCCUAUGAUUCCAAAAGCAUUGUACAUGGGGUGAAAGGCCCUACCUGUCUCAGCAGACUAAAAAACUAUGAUUUGGUCUUGGGUACCGGCAUAGACUACAUGCACUCUGUACUACUGGGGGUCAUGCGUCUGUUGAUGUUUUUGUGGUUUUCCACAGAGUUUUCCCGAUGCGCUUUUAGUAUGGUCAGGUCAAUCAGUGAAGUAGACAAACGGAUGAAAGAAAUACAGCCACCAUUUUUUAUUAGAUUCCCUCGCUCUGUGGCUUCUCACAGAAUGUUCUUUAAAGCGUCUGAGUAUCGGUCCAUUUUAUUGUUUUUUGGGCCAGUUGUAUUCCGGGGCAUCCUUGCAGGCCUAUACUAUAACCACUUCCUGCUCCUUAGUGAGGCUAUUUUCAUUCUUCUGAUGGAGUCAAUAACGCCUGCACAAAUAGAUCAUGCUGAAAAACUUCUCUGGAAUUUCUGUUCUCAAAUGAGUGGCCUUUAUGGUGAACGAUACAUGACAGUCAAUAUGCACUUGCUUGUUCAUCUAGCAGAUAGUGUAAGAAGUCUUGGACCUCUGUGGACACACUCUUGCUUUCACUUUGAAGACAAAAAUGGGCACUUACUUCGUCUUAUACAUGGGACCCAAAAUAUACCUGUCCAAAUGGUGAAUGCUGUAAAGAUUAUACAGUGUCUCCCUAGCAUCACACAAAACAUAAAGCUGAACACUGCAGCCUCCGAGUUCUUGGCCAGAAUGACAAGUGACAGUAGUUAUCAAGCAAGUAAUGUUGUCAGCACUGUGGCAAUGAUUGGGUCAUCAUUGAGUCUAUGUCUUGAAGCUGAUGAUAAGUCUCUUGUGGAACAGUUUCUUGGUCAGAGAUUACAUAAUAAUGUUGUGAAGGCAUAUAACAGAGCUCAAAUAGGGAAAACUGUUUACACUUCAAAGCAGUAUGUCAAAGCUAAACGAAGGAACAAUUAUACAGUGUUAUUUUGUGAUGGGAUGCAGAUCAAAUAUGGCCAGAUUGAGUUACUGUGCCCUUACAAAGAAACCAGUGAAUGUCAAAAUGAGACCAAAUUUGCAUUUGUGAAUGAAUUCUCAGUUGCAGGCAUAAAUCUUCUACAGGAUUCUCUGACAGAUGGGACAUGUUUUCACAUUGUGAGCUUACUAGAAGUUCCAGUAAAAAGGACAGUAGUUGCACUUCAAAUAUUUUGGGAAAGUUGAUGUUUAUUGAUUUGUCCUCAAUGCCUGGUAUUGUGUUUGUUGCACGUUUCCCCAACAGACUUGAAAGGGACUGAACAUAAGUCAAAGAAGAGGUCAUAUUCUGAACAGAAGAGCCCAUGAUUUUUACAACUAGUUAACAUUUCUUAUGGAAAAUUAGAAGUCUAAGUUGAUGGACAGAUAUUACAUAGUUUGUAUUGUGAUGCCAUACCGAAACAAAUACUAGUGAUCUCACAGUGGUCUUUUCAUAUGGGCAUAUCUAUUGUCACACUAAAAGGUCACUUUUGGGCCCUGCUUAAGAUAAAAACAUCUGAAUAUACUACACUUACCUACACCAGUUAUGAGUCUGUUCUGUGAUUUUGGCAGUUUUGCUUUGAUACAGCUAAAAUGCUGUCUUGUCCUUGUCUAAAUGGCUGCAUUACAUUAAAGUGAUCAUUUUAUAAACUUGAAAGACACUUGGAGCUGAGUGAUAUUAAUGAUAUACUCUAACUGGUUAUCCUCGUUACUAAUAAGCAGUUUUCCAUGUGUAUGUCCUAUUUAAGAGCAAGUAAUAGAUUAUUACUUAAAUUAUUAAAGUUAGAUUAUUGAUGUUGAAAUAUCCUGUGAAAAUAUUGUUAUAUUUGUUUUUGUCUGCAUUAUGUAACCCCAAUUCUCACCAUGUAAAUAUCAAAACAUCUGUCUAAAAUGUCUUGGAGCUUUGUUUUUGUC
Myxocyprinus asiaticus (Chinese sucker) is the source of this 3524-nucleotide messenger RNA. RefSeq lists its product as uncharacterized. The transcript is spliced from 4 exons. The record is from RefSeq and is a predicted model, not a curated record. Bases 288 to 2819 code for a protein of 843 amino acids. Lineage: Eukaryota; Metazoa; Chordata; Actinopteri; Cypriniformes; Catostomidae.